This is a messenger RNA of Pseudoliparis swirei, 1457 nucleotides long. Its product is annotated as netrin receptor UNC5C-like. NCBI's taxonomy places the organism in Eukaryota, Metazoa, Chordata, Actinopteri, Perciformes, Liparidae. The record is from RefSeq and is a predicted model, not a curated record. The coding region runs from base 222 to 1457 and encodes 411 amino acids. The transcript has 9 exons.
GUGGCGAUUUCCACCACCUCUCUUCUCUUAACCUGCGCCUUUUGAGACGGACUUCGACAUCGGGACUAGAGGCGACACACUCAGCCACCUUUGGGUUUUGGACUCGUUUGCUUAAUUAGAACCUGAGGAGGAGGAGGAGGAGGAAGAAAGGGGUUCCUCAUUUCCCCCACCGCGGACCGAGGAGUUGUGUGUGUGUUUAUGUGUUUUACGCGUUGCUUGCAAUGGGGAAAAGUGGACACAGAAGUGGAAUAGGACACGGGGGUUGCAGCUUGGUGAGGAUGUGCACCACGCCGGGGCUCCUGCUCCUCCUGCUGCUCCUACACCGAGGAGUCGCCCAGGUGAAAGACGUCGAUGAUUUCCUGAGUCUCAGCGAACUCCCGGAAACCUUCCCCUCCGACCCUCCGGAGCCCUUACCUCACUUCCUGUUCGAACCCGAGGAAGGCUACAUCGUCAAGAAUAAACCUGUCAACCUCUACUGCAAAGCAACACCUGCCACUCAGAUUUACUUCAAGUGCAACAGUGAGUGGGUGCAUCAGAAGGACCACACUGUGGAGGAGAGGGUGGACGAAAACUCAGGUCUGGUCGUAAGAGAAGCCAGUAUAGAAAUCACACGGCAACAGGUGGAGGAGCUGUUUGGUCCUGAAGACUUCUGGUGUCAGUGCGUGGCCUGGAGCUCCGCUGGAACCACCAAAAGCCGGAAGGCACACGUCCGCAUUGCAUACCUGAAGAAGUCCUUCGAACAGGAACCUCUGGGAAAGGAAGUGUCUCUGGAACAGGAAGUGCUGUUACAGUGUCGCCCUCCGGAGGGCAUACCAUCUGCUGAGGUGGAGUGGUUGAAGAACGAAGAAAUAAUUGACCCGGCAGAGGACCGAAACUUCUACAUCACCAUCGACCACAACCUGAUCAUCAAACAGGCGCGUCUGUCGGACACAGCCAACUACACGUGUGUGGCCAAGAACAUCGUGGCCAAAAGACGGAGCACUACGGCCACCGUCAUAGUCUACGUGAACGGCGGUUGGUCAACCUGGACGGAGUGGUCGGUGUGUAACAGUCGCUGUGGGCGGGGCUUCCAGAAACGAACCCGCAGCUGCACUAACCCCGCCCCCCUCAACGGAGGACUGCCGUGUGAUGGACAGGCCAUUCAGAAACUGGCCUGCACCUCACUGUGCACCGUGGACGGUGUGUGGAUCGAGUGGAGUAAGUGGUCGGCCUGUGGGACGGAGUGUACCCAGUGGAGGAGGAGGGAGUGCAACAACCCAGCACCAAAAAACGGAGGCAAAGACUGCGACGGGCUGCUGCUCCACUCCCAGAACUGUACCGACGGACUCUGCAUGCAAAGUUCAUUGUUUCAGAUGUCAACUGAGACCAAAGAAAAGAGUGAUUUGGGAAUCCCAUAUUGGAGAGACUCCAUCAAUGACAACAAGCCCAGCCAAUCAAUAGACAGCAUUUCAUUCUGA